Molecule: messenger RNA, 3180 nt
Organism: Apiotrichum porosum
Lineage: Eukaryota; Fungi; Basidiomycota; Tremellomycetes; Trichosporonales; Trichosporonaceae
Gene: BUR1
Product: serine/threonine protein kinase, CMGC, CDC2/CDK sub
Exons: 2
Coding region: 1-3180 (1059 amino acids)
Biological process (GO): protein phosphorylation
Cellular component (GO): nucleus
Molecular function (GO): cyclin-dependent protein serine/threonine kinase activity; ATP binding
Source: RefSeq, a predicted model, not a curated record
AUGGACGCCGGCAACGCUUCCUCAAGCAACGCCGCGGGGCCAAGUGGUGCUGCUUCUUCCGCUUCCGGAGGAGCUCCAUCGUCCUCGAGUGUCACCGGCACCGGCUUCCGUAUCGCCGGCUUUGGACAAAGAGACUCGACUGGAUCCGGUGGUGGUGGAGGCGGCGGCGGCAGCGGCUUGCGCAUCGCCGGUGCAGCUGCUCGUGCCGCUGCUGCGUCGGCGGCAAGCACCUCUGGCACAUCUCCAACAAAGCGAAUGAUGUCUCCGAACAGGCUCACCAAGCUGCCCAAGCCCCCGACACACGCGCUGCCUCCUCCGCCACCGGGUGCGACUCUUCAGGCGCAGUUCUUCUCCCCACCGCACGGCGACCGGGACGAGUCGACGACGACGAGUAACAGCACAAAAGCCGGCUCGGGGCGCCCUCCCGUGAGGGACCCUCCACAGCGAGAAGCAAGAGACGGCGGAGGAAGCUACGGCCACGGCCACAGUCACGGCCACGCUCAGCCUCACGGUCGGUCGCCCCGCCGCAGUGACAGGCGUGACAACGGACCCGACCGCGAGCGACCUUACCGAUCCAUGCCAGCGCCCAUGUACGAUGAGCCCGGGCGAUACGUCCCCGGUGGACCGCCCGACGAUGGCCCUUCGUCCCGCCGCGAGCGCGACGACCGGUACCGUGGCGACCCGCGUGAACGUGACCGCCGCGACUAUGACUAUCGAGACGACCGCGACUCGUAUCAUGGGCGCUGGAGUCCGCCGCGCGGUGUGUCACCUCGCCGCGGAGGUCAAGGUGGCGGAGGAGCAGACUUUUACCACCCAGGCCCCGGCGGUGGUGGCCGCGGAUACGACAACCGCGAUGGAGGUCGAGAUGGAAGGGAUGUCCGCGAUGGACGACUGCGCGAUUCGCGAGACGACAGAGCUGGUCCGAGAUACCACAGUCGCGAUCGUGAUCGCCGGCGGCCCGAUGAUGACCUGCGCGAUGGGUCACAGCACCGUCCUGGAGGGUAUGGCGGGGACAACAGGCGUGGUCCACGCCGCUCGCGCUCGCCAGUGCGCCCGAACGCUUCAGCGCUGUCUGCGACACCCUCAGAGCCCAAGAUCAAAGAGGUCGCCGACGAGGCUGAAGAGGGCGAGAUAGACGAUGUGGAGCCAUCUGCACCCCCUCCCCCGCCAGAAGGUCCGCCACCUCCAGCAACUCCCCCUCCCCCACCUCCACCAGACAGCGCACCACCUCCGCUUGACAACGCACCCCCUCCCCCACCGCCUUCAGGCUCAGAGCCACCCCCACCGCCGCCAGACUCGCCACAGAAGCAGCAAAUCGUCGCGCCAAAGCCCAAGGCGGCGUACGUUCCCCGCCGUGGCAGUACAGGCGCGCACGCACCCAACCGCAACCUCCUCGAGCCUGUGACUCGCUCGUCCACCCCGGCCGGACAGCAUUCGCAGAACCACGGUGGGCCCAAGCUGUUCCGCUUCCCGACCGCCGUCGAAGAAAAGGAGAGCCUCGGACGCCAGUUUAUUGGCACCACUACCUUGGCUGCUUACGAUAUCGGCUCCAAGCUUGGCGAGGGUACUUUUGGUGUUGUCACCAAAGCGGUCGAGCUGGCUACGAAAAAGCCCGUGGCGCUCAAAAAACUCAUCACGCACAACCCACGCGACGGUGUGAGCGUCACGACUGUCCGUGAGAUUAAGAUUCUCAAGCAGUUGCGACACCCGAAUGUGGUCGAGCUGCUCGACAUGGUUGUUGAAAGGAAAAUCCCCGGUGACCGUAAUCACCGCGGCGAAGUGUUCAUGGUCUUCCCCUAUGCGGACCACGACCUGUGCGGCCUGCUUAUGAACAAGGAUUUCAAGAUGAGUCACUCGGUUGCCAAGUUGCUCUUCCGCCAGAUCCUCGAUGGCCUGGCAUACAUGCACGGCAACAACAUUAUCCACCGCGACCUCAAGACGGCCAACAUUCUCGUCACGCAAAAGGGUGGUGUGAUGAUUGCCGACUUUGGUCUUGCGCGCACACUCGGUGUGCUGCCCAUGCCCAAGCACUCGCCACACGAGUAUACCAACAUGGUCGUCACCCGUUGGUACCGUGCGCCGGAGCUGCUCCUUGGAACGCAAGAGUACGGCACAGCCAUUGACAUUUGGUCCAUGGGCUGUAUCCUGGGAGAAAUGUACCUCCGCGAGCCCAUCUUUGCCGGCACGUCGGACCGCGACCAGCUUGUCAAGAUCUUUUCGCGCGCCGGUGCGCCAAACCAGCAGUCGUGGCCUGGUUGGGACAAGCUGCCAGGCUUCCCCGACGCCAAGGGUCACCCAUGGGACAAGACGCACCACGACACGUCGCUGCUCUUACUCGCGCGCAAGUGGCAGAUGGACCGUUCGGGCGCCGACCUCAUGAUUGAGCUCCUGCGCAUCGACCCGUCCAGGCGACCCACGGCCGAGAAGGCCCUCGACCACAUCUGGUUCUGGACGGACCCGUUGCCUGCCAAGAUUGGAUCCAUGCCCGUCGUCGAAUCGAGUCACGAAAUGACCACGCGCGAGCGCGAGCCCGCACCAGCCCCGCCAGCGUACCACCACCAGCGCCCGCCGCAGCACAGCCAGCCUCCAAACUGGACCAACCGUGGACCGCCCGGUGGUGGCCCCGUGCGCCCGCCAUACGGCGGCGGCGGACCUGGCCAACGACCACCGACGGGUCUCCCCGGCAUGCCCCACCCGGGCCAGCAGCAGCACAUGCAGCGCCCGCCAUUCGGCAACCAGCAGCAGCAACAGCAGUUUGGCGGCCGCCCACCCAACAACGGACCGUACGCGCCCAACACGUCUAUGGGCCGGCCGGGCGGUCCCCCACCCUUCCGCCUCGCUCCAGGCGGACCAGGAGGCCCCGGUGGACCUCCAGGUGGUGGACCAGGCGGUCGCGGUCCGCCCGCGCCAUUCAAGUUGGCUGGCGGGAUGCGUGCUGCGGGACCGAGCUUCCACGGUGGUGGUGGUGGAGGUGGGCCUCCGCCGAUGGGUAUGGGCGGACCACCGAACAUGGGGAUGGGCAUGGGCAUGGGAGGACCUCCAGGCAUGGGCAUGGGUAUGGGCGGGCCACCUGGGAUGGGCGGGCCUCCGAUGAAGCGCGGCGGCGGCGGCGGAGGCGACGAGUAUCGCCACGACAAGCGGCCACGGUACGAGGGCCGCGAUGCGUCGUUACCGUACUGA